UGUCGCUAGAGCUUCAGCUCGAUUUCGAUUUCGAUUUCGAUUGAAUCAAUCGGAUUUAAUUAUUAUUUUCAUUUAUUAGUUUAGUCUCUUGGAGCUAAGUCCCAGAUCAGGCCAACGAUUGUUGAAGGAUCUCAGAGAGUGAAAGAGACAGAGAGGUGUGAUCGCAGCUAGAUAACAAAUCACUCUCACUGAUCCGUCAAUCUCUCUUCAUUUACAUCUCAAUCAAUUUGGAUUUCAGAAGGUAUUUUCUAGAAACUGUAAUGGAAGGAAGGAAAAAGUACAGCAUCAUUGUUCCAACUUACAACGAGCGCCUCAACAUUGCUAUCCUUGUCUAUCUCAUCUUCAAACACCUCCCAGAUGUGGAUUUUGAAAUAAUAGUAGUAGAUGAUGGAAGUCCAGAUGGAACUCAAGAUGUUGUCAAAAAGUUGCAGGAAAUUUAUGGAGAAGAACUCAUUUUGUUGAGACCUAGACCGAAGAAGCUUGGGCUAGGAACUGCUUAUAUUCAUGGUCUAAAGUAUGCAUCAGGAGAGUUUAUUGUCAUUAUGGAUGCAGACUUGUCACAUCAUCCAAAAUACCUACCAAAAUUCAUCAAGAAACAGAUUGAGACUGGUGCAAGUAUCGUUACUGGAACCCGUUAUGUAACAGGUGGUGGGGUACACGGUUGGAAUCUUAUGCGUAAAUUGACAAGUAGGGGAGCCAAUGUUCUUGCACAUACACUUCUUUGGCCUGGUGUAUCUGACUUAACAGGAUCUUUCAGGCUUUAUCGGAAAUCAGCGCUUGAAGACAUAAUAAGCCGUUGUGUGAGUAAGGGAUAUGUUUUCCAGAUGGAGAUGAUAGUUAGGGCAAGAAGAAGAGAAUACCACAUAGAAGAGGUUCCAAUUAGUUUUGUUGAUAGAGUAUAUGGAAGUUCAAAGCUUGGAGGUUCAGAAAUAGUGGAGUAUCUCAAAGGUCUUGUGUAUCUGCUGUUUACAACUUGAUGAAAUGUGAGAAGAGUAUGAUUCUUCCCAUCUUCACCACCUUAUAACUUGUCACAUUCUGGUUUGUUUUUUUUUUAUAAAGAUAGAAAUGAUAUAUAGACUACUUACUGCAAAUUGAUUCCGUUUUUUUUGGGAAGUUUUGGUUGAAUUGAAAGAUGAUUAUUGUCUUAUUUU
Molecule: messenger RNA, 1151 nt
Organism: Impatiens glandulifera
Lineage: Eukaryota; Viridiplantae; Streptophyta; Magnoliopsida; Ericales; Balsaminaceae
Product: dolichol-phosphate mannosyltransferase subunit 1
Exons: 8
Coding region: 261-977 (238 amino acids)
Biological process (GO): protein O-linked glycosylation via mannose; GPI anchor biosynthetic process
Cellular component (GO): endoplasmic reticulum membrane
Molecular function (GO): dolichyl-phosphate beta-D-mannosyltransferase activity
Source: RefSeq, a predicted model, not a curated record